AUAGUAGCCUUUUAACUGUCGAACUGCAAAGACCUGUUUCGCAUUUUUUAUGUUUUUAUUUUUUUUUCGUCUGUAACCGAUACUCACACAUGUGAUUGAUUCAUGUUUGCCGAAUAAAUAUUUAAUUUGAAAUGUUUUGAUGGGAUGGAGUGACGACGUCGACGAGAAAUGAUCCCACAAAAUAUAAUUACCGAUAAAUAUUUGGCUAGCAAAAAAGAGUAAAGUGAAGAAGAGACGAAAGAACCGGUUCAGUGUAAAAUAAUUUGAAAGUUUUCUCAUCUAAUCAUGUCUCUGAGUAAGACAAUAAAUCUUAAAUUAGUGUGCGAUACGAUAACAAGCUGAUUUGUGUUUAUUAUAGCACCAAAACAUCAUGCAUAGUAAUUAUUACUCAAAAGCCGCACAAUAAAAAUUUUACUAUUCACAAGGUUUCGUCAUUUGUUUGUACUUUGCUAUAAAAAUUCGGAGUAACUCAGUCAUAACAACAAAAAAACUGUUCAUUCAAUGUCACAAAUCGCACGAAGUUGGCGCUAAUUUUUCGGUAUUUUAUCGCCAAAAUUGAUAAAAAUUAAUCCUUCAUCGUUCGAAACAUAUCAAAAGCAGUGAUAAGGUUUAUCAAUCAUCCACGAGACAGUCUAAGGCUGCAAGUAGCUCUGUUUGCACUUAGUCAAGUGCGAGGCUCCAAAGUGUUGACAACAAUAAGUAAACAUGAGCGGCGUAAAUAAUGGAGGAUUUGAAAUGGGGGAGUCAGCGGAACCACGAUUAUCUUAUCGUAAAAAUGGCAAAUCAACUGCUCUGAAUGAAAGUUCAUCCACAAUUCCAAUGGAAACUUCUUCCUACGACUUAGAUGACGACUCAACGAGACAUCAGGACCCUUCAAAGCUUCAAGAAGUGCUCGAAACAUAUAAAAGACCCAUAAAAAUCUUCGUCAACUUGGGUAUUAAUGUCGCUGUUGCGGUUUAUUUCGCUUAUGCGACAAUUUAUUACAUCGAUUUCGAGAAAACUUGCACCCAAAAUUGCGGAAUGCAGUUUUGCAAUGGAUACGGAUCACUUGUUAUUGUGUUGGCACUCGUUUAUUACUCACUUUGUUAUUAUUAUGUGUUGAAACCGACGAUCGGGAAAAUAAUUUAUCGCAAAAUUAAAGAUGCCACAGCUGGAAAUGGGAAGAAAGUUAGUUCAUGGGCUCACAUGACGUUCAUUUUCUUCCUUCUCGUGAUCGUUGUUGUCUUCUUGGCGAUGGAAAUUCGUGAAUUUUCGCGUCUCCAAUCGUUAGUUGGCAUUUUCGGACUUCUCGUGUUCGGAUUUUUGUUCAGCAACAAGAUGAGUAAGGUCAAUUGGCGCGUUGUAGCUGCCGGAGUACUUGUUCAAAUGGUUCUGGGACUUGCUUUGAUCAAAUGGCCUACGGGUAGAGCUGUUUUCGAGUGCAUCGGGAACAAAGUUGCAGCGUUUUUGGGUUAUGCGACGAGCGGAGCUGUGUUUGUUUAUGGAGAAUUCCUCGUUCAAAAUGGAGUUUUUGCAUUUACGGUGCUUCCGGUGAUCUUUUUCUUCAGUUUUAUGGUGUCAAUUUUGUAUUAUUUGGGCGCCAUGCAAUGGUUCGUGCUCACAGUUGGAUGGGUUUUGCAAAUUAUUCUCGGAACGACAGUUUGUGAGAGUGUCAAUGCCGCUGCGGACAUGUUCCUCGGGCAAUCCGAGUCAAUUUUGACAAUUAAGCCGUAUUUGAAGGACUUGACCAAGUCGGAAUAUCACGCGAUCAUGGUUGCUGGCUUUUCAACGGUUUCCGGAUCAGUUCUUGCUGCUUAUAUGAACUUUGGUGCGAAUCCCGCUCACUUAAUCACAGCCUCCGUAAUGGCAGCUCCCGCUUCCCUGACCUUCGCGAAGUUAAUUUAUCCUGAAACGGAAGUCAGUAAAACGAGUUCCGGCAACAUUCAACUCGCCAAAUCGGAAGAUCGGUCAGUUUUGGAUGCCGCAACGAAAGGCGCGGGCGAAGCAAUUAUGUUGGUGCUCGGAAUUACGGCAAAUUUGAUCGCUUUUAUCUCGUUCAUGGCGUUCGUCAAUGGAAUUCUGGGGUAUUUGAGCGCUUUGUUGGGGUAUGAGGGACUGACGCUUGAAUAUAUCUUUGGAUGGUUGUUCACGCCGAUCAGUUGGGCCAUGGGAAUUCCGUGGGAAGAGUCGAGACGAGUUGGGGAGCUAAUUGGAUUGAAGACGAUCGUUAAUGAGUUUGUUGCUUAUCAGAAGUUGGGAGAGUAUAAAGAGGCGAAAUUGAUUUCGCUCCGAAGUUCUGGCAUCGCAACAUUCGCUCUGUGUGGCUUCGCAAAUCCAUCCUCGAUGGGCAUCAUGAUCGGCGCACUGAGUUCCCUCGAGCCAUCACGACGACAUGACAUCACAGCUGUUGCUUUUCGUGCCUUCAUUGCCGGCAGUUGUGUCACUUUUAUGACGGCAUCCAUCGCUGGGCUUCUCAUGACUGACGACAUGUUCAUCGACGAAGCUCAAAAACUUUACGGAGCAACUUUUGACGGCAAUUUCACGGGAACUUACUUCUAAAAAAAAAAAAAAAUUGCAAAUAAAUAAUUUUUUUACACGA
Culicoides brevitarsis is the source of this 2578-nucleotide messenger RNA. RefSeq lists its product as uncharacterized. The coding region runs from base 706 to 2538 and encodes 610 amino acids. The transcript is spliced from 6 exons. Gene Ontology annotation, biological process: nucleoside transmembrane transport. Gene Ontology annotation, cellular component: plasma membrane. The record is from RefSeq and is a predicted model, not a curated record. NCBI's taxonomy places the organism in Eukaryota, Metazoa, Arthropoda, Insecta, Diptera, Ceratopogonidae. Gene Ontology annotation, molecular function: nucleoside:sodium symporter activity.